CAACAGUAAGAUUCUCUUUAAUCAGCACAAACACUUUCCUAAUGCUAUAGUCUUCCUUAACUAUACAAAUCUUGGUACAGAAUAUCAAUCUCAACACCUUCAAGCAAUUUAGUCUCAUAUGGCCAUUUCAUUAGCAAAAAAUUGGACAUCAACUCUGUCCAUCUUAACAAUUUUUCUUAUACUUCAAUUUCUGAUCAUCACAGAAGCUCAAUCAAGAAUCUGCAGAAAUUCUUGUGGUGAUAUCCCAAUUCAGUACCCUUUUGGCAUUGAUGAUGGCUGUGGCAGUCCAUACUAUAGGCAUAUUCUUGUUUGUACAGGUGGUCAACUUCAACUUAGAACUCCUUCUGGUAGAUAUCCUGUUAGGAAUUUAAGCUAUAGUGAUCCACAUAUUCUUGUAACUGACCCCUUAAUGUGGAAUUGCCUAGACGGUGACAAUUUUCGACCAACUAGGCCAUUUAGUCUAGAUACUAGCACACAUUUCACUUUAUCUCCUGAAAAUGACUACUUGUUCUUCAACUGUAGUGAAAGUGAUGUGAUAGUUGAGCCAAAACCAAUGUUCUGCGAGCGUUUUCCUGAUCAGUGUGAUUCAACGUGUGAUAGUUCGAGUUAUCUUUGUAGGCACAUGCCUGAAUGUCCUUCUGCAUUGAGGAGUAGCUCUUGUUGUUCUUACUAUCCCAAAGCUACUGAAUCUUUGAGGCUAAUGUUGAAGCAUUGUGCUAGCUAUACUAGUGUGUAUUGGAGGAAUCUUGGUUCAACGCCCGCGUUUGAUCAGGCCCCUGAGUAUGGAAUUAGAGUUGAUUUUGAUAUUCCAGUGACUACGCGAUGCCUGCAGUGUCAAGAUACUGCUAAGGGAGGGGGAACUUGUGGCUUUGAUACAGAAACACAGGAUUUUAUGUGCUUGUGUGACAAAGGGAACAGUACCACCUACUGUAAUGAUCGCACGAGCUCUCACAGAAGAGGAGUUGUUGCAGGAACAGCAACUGCAGUUUCAGUUGCAGGGGCAUUUGGAAUAGGAGCUGGUGUAUGGUACUUGAAGAAACUCAGAGCCAAAGCACCAGUAACUCAUGGCGUUCAAACCAAUGAGAAUAGACUUUUCUGAGAGCAUCUUUUGAAGUAAAAAAGAAAUUGCUGUAUUUCUUCUUUUCUUUACCAUUUUUCAAGUUUUUUUUUUUCCUUCUCUCUUUUAAUUUUCUUAUAUAGCAUAAUCUUGCACUUUAACUGGUUCUGUUUGUAAGUUAAAGGAACCAACUUUUUGGUCUUGCAUGUUUGGCAUUGCUUGUAUGUGGAGUAAGGAAUGUCUUCGGGAAAACUCUGCUGCUCUGCA
Nicotiana attenuata is the source of this 1324-nucleotide messenger RNA. RefSeq names its product LEAF RUST 10 DISEASE-RESISTANCE LOCUS RECEPTOR-LIKE PROTEIN KINASE-like 2.7. The record is from RefSeq and is a predicted model, not a curated record. Gene Ontology annotation, molecular function: polysaccharide binding. Lineage: Eukaryota; Viridiplantae; Streptophyta; Magnoliopsida; Solanales; Solanaceae. The coding region runs from base 119 to 1099 and encodes 326 amino acids. The transcript has 3 exons.